Molecule: messenger RNA, 2460 nt
Organism: Oryza brachyantha (malo sina)
Lineage: Eukaryota; Viridiplantae; Streptophyta; Magnoliopsida; Poales; Poaceae
Product: calcium homeostasis endoplasmic reticulum protein
Exons: 3
Coding region: 119-2056 (645 amino acids)
Biological process (GO): RNA processing; intracellular calcium ion homeostasis
Cellular component (GO): perinuclear region of cytoplasm
Molecular function (GO): RNA binding
Source: RefSeq, a predicted model, not a curated record
AAAGGGUACAAGCUCGAGCUAUCUCAGAGUCUCGGGAAUCCUCUCCCCUCCGCCGCCGCCGCCAUCACCGGCGCUCCGAGCCAUACCUCCCUCCCUCCCCUCCAGACCCGGCCCUCUCAUGGACCGGCAAGCCCAGGACUACGCAGCCGCGGCCAUGGCGUACGCGCAGGCGCAGCAGCAACAGCAGCAGCAACCUCCUCCGCAGUACGGCUUCCACCCUCAGGCGCCGCCGCCGCAGUACCCGCACCACCCGCACGCCGCGCCGCCCUUCGGCGCGCCGCUCCCGCAGUACGCGCCCUACCCGCGCGCCAUGCCGGCCCAGCAGCUCUACCCGCACCUCCCGCCGCACCAGCAGGCUCCCCCCUUCGCGGCGCACCCGUCGCACGCCAUGCCGUCGCCCUCCCCGCCGCCGCCGCACCCCUACAUGCACCCGCCGCCGUUCGACUCCGCGCCUCCCCCGGCCGCCCCGCCCCCGUCCGACCCGGAGCUCCAGAAGCGCAUCGACAAGGUCGUCGAGUACAUCGCGAAGAACGGGCCGGAGUUCGAGGUCGUGAUCCGUGACAAGCAGCACGACAACCCGGACUACGCCUUCAUCUUCGGCGGGGAAGGCCACGCCUACUACAGGUACAAGCUCUGGGUCUCGCCGCGGCCGCCGGUGGCGCCGUACCCUCCCGGAUCAAUGCACAUGAUGCCGCCGCUAGGUCCGAUGAUGCGGGGGCCGCCGCCGAUGCACCAGCCGGGUUACCCGACGUUCUACGACCAGCACCAGCAGCAUUUUGCUGCUCACGGCCAUGGCGAGUAUGACGCCGCGCCGCAAUCCUUCAAGGGCCUCUCCGGCCCGCUUCCGGUGGAUGUCGCAGCUGAGCUGCACGAGGUGCUUACCAAUCUCAAUGGCACCAAGGAGUCGAUAAAGGGUGCCAAGACAUGGUUCAUGCAAAGAUCACCAUUUGCGCCGGCUCUGGCUGAAGCUCUUAAGGAUAGAGUGUUUGCUCUAGAGGAUUCAGAGAGGCAGCUCCACAUUAUUUUCCUGGUUAAUGAUAUUCUUUUCGAAAGCUUACAAAGACGAAGUAAUGCUCGGGACCUUGACAAUGAGGCUUUGGCUUUUAGAUCUGUGCUGGGAUCUAUGCUUGCCAGGAUAUAUAGCAAUCCACAGAGCAAAGAUGAUAAUCAGAUGCGCCUUGAGAAAAUCCUGCAGUUCUGGGGUUCAAAGGAAGUUUAUGACCAGGAGACCAUCGCUAACCUUGAAAGAGACAUGAAAGGUGGGGUAUCAUAUCCUUUGCAACCACGGCAUGUUUCACCAGAUCCAUCAGCAUUUUCAGGAUCAGUGCAGCAGCCCUCGAAAUGGUCCUCAGAUCCACAGGAGGAGCAUCCUGUUUCUAUUCCACCCCAACCAGUGCCUCCUGCACAAUUUCCAAUAAACCAACUUCCAGCUGGUGUUUACCCUCCUGUAGGUCAAACUGCAUUUCCAGGAUCUUUGCCAGUUCAAACCCCCACUGUGCUUCCUCAAACCGCUGUUACUCCCGCUACCACAAAUGAUCCAAAUCCACCUCCUUAUCCACUAUUCCCCCCUGGUUUGAUUCCAGGAAUGGUGCGAAAGAUGCAAAUUGGGAGUGGAGUGCCAUACUCCCCCUUGAGUCCACUUGACAUCCCUACCAUGAUUCCACCAUCCACUAUUCCAGAGUCUGAGAUCCUUGAACGUGUAUCGAAGUUCUUUAAGGAGAUUGGGGAGGUAAACCCAUCGGAAGGGCCAAUGAAGCAAAGUGAGCCUGAUGAUUAUGAUAACUACGACAGGGACAACUAUGAGAGGGACCUUCCUGCUCGUAAGGGUGGUGCAUGUAUUCCGCCACCGCCCAACUUGCUUGUAAACCCUGAGACUGGGAUGCGGGCAGACGGUUCGGUUGAUAGUAAACCAGGGUCAACCGGUCGAUUGGGUCUUGGAGCUUCUGCUGACCCAAAUGAGAUUGGCCAGUAUGAUGAUGUCUAUUCUUCAUAUCGCAAACAGAGGAGCAGUACAUACCACUCUUCCAUCAGUGCUCGCUCUACAGUGCCAAAGUAAACGGCAGAAGCCUCAUGAACCACCUUUCAUCUGCUGUGGUUGAGAUUGGCUGUAUUACUGUACUUAGUGAACAGAAUUGACUUAUCAAAUGAUUGUACCAUGCAACUGUGUAUUAUCAGUAGCAGAAAAUGAUGUCUCUUUCAGUAUCUUCUUGUAGGCGGUGUUUUGAUCAAGCUGAUUUUGUUGGUGUUUCUAGUUCAGACUUCAGAUUUGGAGUUGAGUUGAUAUUCUUUCCUAGCUUCCAUAGUCCUAAAAUGUGGCUUCAGCAUUGGGGCUGGAUUGCUGCUCAGAAUAUGUUUUCUCAUGUACAAAAAACUUGUAUCCUAGUGAGGUUAGGCCUUUUCAUCAAAGGAUAUUUUCAUACCGUACUUUAAUUUCCACGACUAAAUUCAAAUACAUAUCAG